Messenger RNA from Zea mays, 1467 nucleotides. RefSeq names its product UDP-N-acetylglucosamine (UAA) transporter family. The coding region runs from base 91 to 948 and encodes 285 amino acids. Lineage: Eukaryota; Viridiplantae; Streptophyta; Magnoliopsida; Poales; Poaceae. The transcript is spliced from 6 exons. The record is from RefSeq and is marked provisional.
GGCACGGCCGGUCCAUGUAGCGCGCGCCCGGACACGGAGCAGGGGUCACGCGCAACGGCAGCCCGGCUUGUCGGGAGCGCGAGGGGCGACAUGGGGGCGGAGGCCGGCGAGCCCAGCUCCAUCCUCAGCUUAGCUUCCGCCUUUUCCUAUGGAGUCGCAUCUAUGGCAAUGGUUUUCGUGAACAAAGCGGUUCUUAUGCAGUAUGUUCACUCCAUGACCCUCCUCACUUUACAGCAAAUAGCAACAGCACUUCUGAUACAUUUUGGUCAAGUUCUAGGAAUGUCUAAACGAAAAGACUUUAGCUGGAUAACCGCGAAGAAACUUCUUCCAGUGUCAAUUUUCUACAAUGCAAAUGUGGGAUUUGCUCUAGCAAGCUUGAAAGGGGUUAACAUCCCAAUGUAUAUUGCAAUCAAAAGGAUCACUCCCCUUGCUGUGUUGGUGGCUGGGUGCAUGCGGGGAAAGGGGAAGCCACCGACACAGGUCAUUCUUUCAGUUAUCUGCACCGCCACUGGUGUCCUCAUUGCAGCACUUGGAGAUUUUUCCUUUGACCUAUAUGGAUACUGCAUGGCUCUAACAUCAGUCUUCUUCCAGACUAUGUAUUUGAUUCUGGUGGAGAAAUCAGGCGCUGAGGAUGGUCUUUCCUCAGUGGACUUGAUGUUUUACAACAGCAUAUUGUCACUUCCAUUUCUGUUUUUCCUCAUUAUAGCAACAGGAGAAUUCCCCCAUUCUCUUACAGUAUUAUCUGCAAAGGCAGCCUCUCUGACGUUCGGUGUCAUUCUCGUUAUCUCACUGGUGAUGGGAAUCGUUCUCAAUUUCACUAUGUUUUGGUGCACAAUUGUGAACUCUGCUCUGACUACAACAAUAGUAGGAGUUCUCAAGGGUGUCGGAUCAACGGUAAAUUUGCCGACUUAUGAAAGAUCAGUUUGUCCUUUAAUCAGAACCCUUUGAUACAAUUGAGCUCUGAAGUUAACUAAUAAGUAAAUCAUAUAUCAUGUUUUUCGCCAUCAGACCCUCGGUUUCGUUCUGUUGGGAGGUGUCGAAGUACAUGCUCUGAAUGUUACUGGACUGGUGAUCAACACAUUUGGCGGCGUAUGGUACUCUUAUGCGAAGUAUAAGCAGAAAAGGAAAACACCACGGAAGAUCCAACAUGAUGUAGAGUCGCAUGCCCACAAGUAGCGUCAGAUUAACUGUAGUUAUACUUCGUUCUUUGAUCAGAUAAUAACUGGAUGCAUGUUUAAAUCCAUUUUUUCUGAACUCUAUUCCAUCACCAGCAGUUAGGUUGGUGCAAUUAAGGGAAGCAACAAGCUUUUCCUAUUUCACAUCUUAUAGUUUUUACGAUCAGUGAUAUAGGGUGUAAAGUCAGUUAUUUUUCGCAGCUCCAGUGUGCGAUGCAUCACUUUUGCUCCAAAGAGAGAAAUCCAUGGGUCUGGAUGAGGUGAUUGCCGGUUCUUUAAGGAAUUUUUAAAC